Molecule: messenger RNA, 1212 nt
Organism: Schistocerca cancellata (South American locust)
Lineage: Eukaryota; Metazoa; Arthropoda; Insecta; Orthoptera; Acrididae
Product: facilitated trehalose transporter Tret1-like
Exons: 3
Coding region: 1-1212 (403 amino acids)
Biological process (GO): transmembrane transport
Cellular component (GO): membrane
Molecular function (GO): transmembrane transporter activity
Source: RefSeq, a predicted model, not a curated record
AUGGCGUUAUCGAUUUUCGGGCCUACGGCGUGCAGCCUGUCGAUCCAUCGUUGGGGCUUCAAAGCGACCGGGUACAUCGUGGGUAUCUUCUCCGCCCUGUCGGGCGUUAUCGUGCUGGUGGCGCGUUCUUUCGCCGUGCUGUUGGCAGGUCGCAUCCUGAUUGGUCUAGCCACCGGUGGUGGCGCCGUCGUCUCCACCAAUUACGUGGCGGGGGCCGCGCAGGCGCACGUGCGCGGCGCGCUGGGCACCUUCUUCGCGCUCAUGUUCAACGGCGGCGUCCUCCUGGCCGUCGGCGUCGCCGUCCCGACGGUGUACACCGUCUGCUUCUUCUUCCUUCCGGAGUCGCCACUGCACUUGCUGUCCAAGGGCAGGGAAGAGGAAGCAGCCAGGUCGCUGCGCUGGUUCCGCGCCACCGGCCACGACGUCGCCGGGGAGCUGAAAGAGAUGCGGCUGACCAUCGAGGCCGGGCAAGGCGGCGACCGGAAGCGGAUGACGGUGGCGCAGUUCUUCAAGGAGCGCGCGUCGCGGUACGCGUUCGCAGCCAUCGUGGUGCUGAUCCUGAACCAGCAGCUGAACGGCAGCCUGGUCGCGCUCAACUACGUGGUCGAGAUGCUGGCCGCCGCCGGAGACAGCGUGUCGGCCGGGUGGUCGGCGGUGGCGGUGGCGGCGCUGCAGUUCGCCGCGACCUUCCUGUCUUCGGCGCUGGUGGACCGCGCCGGGCGCCGCCCCCUGCUGCUCGGUUCCAACGCGGGCAUCGCCGCCUGCCACGCCGCCCUCGGCGGCUACUUCUACGCGCAGGCCGCGGGUCUCGACGUGGCGGCCGCCUGGUGGCUGCCCGUGUGCGCCACCUCGCUCUUCCUCGUGCUCAACGCCGUCGGCGUCGGCGCACUGCUCAUGGUCGUCGUCAACGAGUUCUUCUCGCCUGAGGCCAUGCCUAUAGCCAUGUCGAUCAGCAUCGGCGUGCAGACCGUUACCGCUGCGGCCGUCAUCAAGAUGUACGUCGUCCUGCUCGGCUGGCUGCAGAUGCACGGCUGCUACUGGUUCUUCGCCGCGUGUUGCAUCCUCAGCAACGUUUACAUCUUCUUCUUCCUACCGGAGUCCAAAAAUAGGCCCAUUAAUGAUAUUCUAGCUGAACUGAGGGGGGAGUCGAAGAAACAAAAGAAGCUUAACACUCAUUACGACCCAGUUGACGUAACAGAGAGCCAAAAAUAA